GGCUUUUAAGGUUAAAGGUCAUGAAGGGUAUUGACCCUGGCUAUUGAAAAGGUGGAGAUUGAGCUGAUAUACAGAUUGCUAUUAUAUAUAUAUAUAUAAGCUGGAGGUCUUUAGCUGACUGUGGACAAACUAGUACUUUUAUGUUAUUCAAGGUCAGACCAACUUAUGUAAUACUGUUCUGAUAUUUGUGUAUAUAUAUAGUAUCAAAGUAUUUAUGAUUAGCAUAGCCAGCUGAUUGACAGUUUAUGGUAUAUUGAACUUACAGUCAUAAGUAGAUAGCUAGCUGUAGACUCAGUGGAACCUUUAUCUUGAUUCCCUAGGGGCUGAAAGGGGAGCCCUAUACAUAUGUACAUGAUAUAACUUCACUGGCCAGUCAACACAGAGAGACACAGCUGGAAAUUGAUUAUUUUUCUGUGUGCCUUUGUACACAGGGUCUGUUAGCAAGGAUGUAUGAAUUAAUGGUCAAGUUUGACCUUCACUGAUGACCAAUACUCUGCAUGGAUAUAUACAUUGCAAGUUUGACACUGACCAUUUUGGACUGAGACAUGUGCAUGGGUGCUGUGUUCAAUUCAGCAAGGAUGUCUGGAAGUUUUGACCACUAUUAAAGUGCUUGACCAGUGCAGGAUGAGCUCCCCAUGGGCUAUGCUUAGUUUUACAGAGAGGGAUUUCACUCUGAGUUACCGGACACGAGAUGACGAAGGACAAGAGAUCUACCUCAGCAUGCUCUCCGACUGGGAUAUGGACGCAGCCUUCCAGAGCGCUUCUGACCCAUGUCUGCAGCUCAAGGUCGACCUCAAACCAUUUGAGGAAGGGUUGGACGAUUGGGAUAUCAUUGCCCCGGUGGACGUACCGCAAUACAAAGUCUCCAACCUGGUGGAACGGAACUCCAUCUUGGGUUCACUAACCGGGACAAUAUCAAAUCAAGUGGGACGGACCGUGUCACACAUGCAGCGUGUCAUGGGUCUGAGACAUGAGGAUGAACAACGAUAUAGGCCUUCAAAGUCUCCAAUGACGGACAUGGAAUUUAGGAACUACUUGGAUUCCUCAGGACAUAUGAUAAAACCAGAGGAAUUCCGAAUUAGCAUCUACCAGGGAGGUGUGGAGCCCUCUCUGCGUAGAGUUGUGUGGCGUCACCUGCUAAAUAUAUUCCCGAUUGGACUCUCGGGGAAGGAACGGUUCGAUUACAUGAAGCGUAAAGAAAAUGAAUACUACCAGCUACGAGACAAAUGGCGUGACAUCAUCAGUUCCGGUUCAAUGACCGAGGACAUUCGUUACAUCACAUCCAUGGUUAAGAAGGACGUCUUACGGACGGAUAGGACACUAAAAUAUUUUGCCGGCGGUGACGACAGUAAAAACCUUUUGUCGUUAUUCAACAUUUUAGUCACAUACGCCAUCACACAUCCGGAAGUGUCAUACUGCCAGGGUAUGAGUGACGUUGCUUCGCCGCUUCUCGUCAUCCAAAAAGAUGAGGCACAGGCAUAUCUCUGCUUCUGUGGAAUCAUGGCCAGAAUGAAAACCAACUUCACGCUGAAUGAAAAUGCUAUGAACUUGAAAUUCAAGCAUUUAAGUGACAUUCUACAACUACAUGACCCUAUUCUUUAUUCGUAUUUGAAAGACCACGAUGCUGGGGACUUGUUUUUCUGUUACCGUUGGUUACUUCUCGAACUGAAGCGCGAGUUCCCAUUUGAGGAUGCGCUGUACAUGCUGGAGGUGAUGUGGAGCACACUGCCCCCUAUGUACCCUGAGAGUGAGCUCCCCUUGACUGACCUGGAUUUUUCUUUGGCUCUGUUAUCAACAUCACCAUGCUCACCCUCCUACUCAAAGAAGCCUAGUAUAUAUGAGAAGUUCAAGAAUAUGAGACGUGUGAAAUCUACCAAGGUUAAAGACGUUAAUAAACCUCAAAAUCUAGAGAUUCUGACAGGGGAGGAAACUGGGGGUAAUUCUGUGAACAAUAACAAUGUUUUAGUUUCCAAAAAUGCGACAAAUGCUGGUAAUGCUUCCCCAUUUGAGGAUGAAAAGUCUAUUGUUGGGGCACAAGAUUUUCCUUCUAUGAAGGACUCGAUGGUUGUCGAUGCCCAGGCAAAAUCUUCUUGUAUUGACAAGUCUCUUGAAACGGAGAUGGAGUCAAAAGUUAAGAAAUUACAUGACAGUGAUAAUAAAAUUCAGACUGAAACUGACAUUGCUGAAGAAACAGAAGAAGGGAAAAAUCUUAAACAACAGACAACUGAUAUCGGGUCUUGUAAGUCAGUUUUAAGUGUGUCAGAUUUGAGCAGCAGUGUUCAUGAUGAGCGCCCAGCAGGCACGUUUUAUAACGGAGACAUGACAAGCGAGACACCCACUGAAGGGACCGACAGCGAAGAGGUGGAGACAAUUUUCUCUCAAGAUCUGAUACAACCGGACGGUAGUAUAAACAAUGAUCCAAACUUUUGUCGUGAUUCUUUGACCACUGAGCUGAAAACAGAUGGAACGGAUGAUGAAUUGUGCAAUGAUUACGUAGAUGAGGACCAAGAUGAUAGCGGACAUUCCCAGUUCUAUCUCUCUCUGGACUCCACAGAUGAGGGCCAGACGGAGGCUUCACCAGUCGUCUCGGACAAUAAAUCCGUUAAAAAACCAGGAGAAAGAGCUGGGUUUUUCCACAAUGUCAAAGAGUUUAUUUCAAUCCCGAAAAAGAGGCCGACUGACAUACAAAUCCCAAAGGUUGUGGCUGGUUUUAAGGCUCCAGAUAUUGUACAGGGAUCACUGAAAACUGAUGACCUUCAAACAGUGGAAAAUGGAAAUGCUUCCCAAAAAAUUCAUCUCAGUAACGGGUUGAUAAAUGGGAAGAAAAUGUACCCAGGGAAGGCUGUGCUAUCUCCUGUAUCUGCUUCACCUGCAAACGGGGAAAAACUUACCAUCCCGAAUAUGUCUUCAAGUUCUGUCCCUUUGAACGACUCCGGAAUGAGUUUGUCUGAUUGUACUGAAAUAUCAGAUGACAGUUCACUCGAAGUAAUAAAGCACAGUAUUCCAUCAAUCCGACUCCCCCCUCCAGAUGUUUUUGGAAACGGCAACCCAUUCCUGAUGUUUGUAUGUCUCACGCUGCUUAUGCAGCACCGUGAGGCAAUCAUGCAUAAACAGUUGGAGUAUGAUGAGAUUGCCAUGAUGUUUGACAGAAUGGUGAGGAAACACAAUGUUCACAAGGUCCUUCACCAGGCCCGCGUAUUGUAUACUGAUUACCUACAGACACAGAAAAAGAUGGAGGAGCAAGCCGAGGCAGACGACCAUGUGUUUAGCGUGUAGUGCUGUAUACAAGGUCCUUCACCAGGCCCGCGUACUGUAUACCGAUUACCUACAGACACAGAAAAAGAUGGAGGAGCAAGCCGAGGCAGACGACCAUGUGUUUAGCGUGUAGUGCUGUAUACAAGGCCCGCGUACUGUACACCGUCCGUGACUAUCUACAGACACCUACCAAGAUGGAGGAGCAAGCCGAGGCAGACGACCAUGUAUUUAGCGUGUAGUGCUGUAUACAAGGUUGUUCGCCAGGGCAGACAACCAUGUAUUCAGUUAGUGGUUCUAUAUACAAGGUCUAUCACCAGGCCAACGUACUGUACAUCGAUCGAGACUGAUUACAGACACAAAGAUGGAAGAGCAAGCAGAGGCGGGCAACCAUGUGUUCAGUUAGUGGUUCUAUAUACAAGGUCUUCACCAGACCAACGUACUGUACAUCGAUCUAGACUGAUUACAGACACAGACAAAGGUGGCGGAACAAGCUGUGGCAGAUGACUUAUCAGUGUAUGGUUCUAUAUAUACUUUAAGCCAGGGUACAGUUGUUAAAUGCUUAGAUAUACAGCAUUUAUCCUGUGGCCAACACAUUAAUUUGUCUCAUAGUAGGGGGUGGGCUAAUUGAUGGACAAUGAAAAAAUGAACUUUGACUCAAAAUUUCGGGUGAGCUUAUUUGCAGGACAAUGACAUAGCUUUUAUAGCAUUUCCACUAAACUAAAAAUUUAUGUGGGUGGGCUUAUUACCAGACAUGGGCUAGUUAUCUGAUAUAUACAACAGCUUACAUAAUAUAUAAUCAAAUGCUGGAAUUUUUUCCAUUUAUGUUGAGACCAACAGUCAAGAUUUUCUGCACACAGGAUUUUUCUUUGAGAAUAAGUCUGGAAUCAUCUUUUGAUUCUAAGGAUAUUUUCUAAAUGAAACAACAAUUGUAAGCAAGAGGUUAGUAUCAAAAAGCUUUCCACAUAUAUAUGUUUGCAAUCUAAAAACAUUCUAAAUUCAUUUCCACAAAAACAGUUUAAUACCACCAUGAAUAUCCAAAUAUUCCUUACAAUAGCCAAGACAAACCGAUCCAAUAUGUGUAUCACUUUUGAUUAACUGUUUAUUUGUGAAUUAUUCUUACUGCAUGAAUUCACUGAACCAGGCAUUUAAAAAUAUAAGAUUAGGGUAAAUUUGUAAAAUCUAUAAAUUAUCAUUCCUGUUUGUGUUCUUUAUUAGGCUUAUCAAGGUAUAAUAUCAAAUACAUUAUAUAGUUAUGAAAUUAUGAUUUAGAAAUACUUACAUUUUUUAGCUUUUUAGCAGACAAAAUGUUUAACAGCUUGCUUCUGCAUUUGUUAAAAUGAUGUUGAUGACAUAGAUGUAUUGCAUUUUUGUGCAAUUUAACUGGCUGAUAAUUGUCGAAGUGAGUUGUUUUCCAAUAGUAUGUUAACUGUCUAUUCAAUGCUGAUGGGGUUUAGAGUACGUGUACUAAAUGCUGCAAGAUUGGAUUUGGUGUGAAGUUAUCUCCCUUCGUUCCAGGCGUCCAUUGUUCAGCUCUAUGACUGAACCUUUUUUCAUUUAUACUGACAAAUGAUUUUAGCAAUGUUUUAAUUAAACUUAACAUUUGUAACAUAUAAGUCUACACAUUUCUACAGCUGGCAAUGCAGGCUAUGGAAGUCUUUGUCAAGGCUUGCCAGGAAGUAAACAAACAAAACAAAUCACAUUGUCUUUAUUUGAUGAACAGACAAAGUAUUGGCCUGUGAUAAAUUACUUUUGUGUUAAUAGAAAGUACACUCUAUCAAACCAAACUGCUAUAAUGAAAGCGACUUUAACCGUAUGUAUACAUGGUCUUAUGAAAUCAGAGCUCAUGGAUGUUUUUUGGUUUAAACAGCGAAUUUAUAUAGUCCCAAAUUUAUUUGUACAAGGUAUAUUACACAAUUUAGGGGGGUGUUCAAUUGUUUCGUUCAAAAUUUUGAUAUUUUUUUAUCUUAAAAAAUAUUAAAUCUGGUGAAGGUUGUAAUUUUCAUCAAGAUAAAUGGAAAAACAUCGAAAAUUUUAAACGAAGCGAAAUUUUUAUAAACAGUAAUCAUCUUCAGAAAUUCCCACAAGAUUCUUCCCUGUCAUUUGACUUUAUUGCAAUCACCAGAACAGAGUCUCCUUUGUUUCUGAUGAUGAGUAAUCACAUACAAGAUGUACACUAUCUCUAAUACAAUUGUUGUACUGUAUAAAGAGUAUAUUGUGCUUAGUUAUACUUACAAAGAUUAUAUUUUCUGUAAAUGAAGAUUUGCUGGUAUUAUGUGAAACUACUCGUUCGUACUUCCUGAUCACACUGGUCUGCCUAAAGUACUUGUAAUGAGGAAGUUUUCUUUAAAUGGGGAAAUCAUGUCUGUCAUUAUGAUGUGAUAGAUGACUGAGCCAUACAAUUUGUAUCAUAUUUAUACCUGUAAAACACAUCUAGGGCCGUUAAUUAAAAGGUUUUGCAGUAGGCAUGUUCCUGUGGAAUUUGUCUAAAUUAGGUUUGAAAAAGUUUUAAAUUUUUGUGAAUAUGUGUCAUGAAUGUUUGAGAGCUUUCAGUACUCUGGUCCUAAAUACCAGUCAACAUACAGUUUUAAAUUGAUAUUGAAUUUCAACUCUGUUACCACAUUAUGUUGAUAAGGAGUACUACACAUGCUUCAAGUUAAAAGUACAUUGUAUUUCUUGAAUCAUGUCUUGUUGUAAAAAAAAUCACACAUGUUGUGUGGGAAUGAUAAAUCUUUUUAGUGCUGUUGAUAUUUGAAAGCUGAGUAAUUUGUGAGAGAACUUGUAAAGAAAUGUAAAAAAAAAAGAGCUCUCUAUUUGUUCUUAUGUUUACCGGUAUAUGUAAUAUUGAAUACUUCUUGGUAAUCAGUUCAGAUAUGAAUUCCUGUGAUACCACACAUAUAUCAUGUGUAAUACUUUGUGAUCUAUUUGUGGUAUUUAUGGAACAGGUAUUAAAAGAACAAUUCACAUAAAUAACUCCCAUGUGGUCGCAAAAUUAAACCCUUACGUAAAUCAACAAAGUAGAUUACGGGUAUUGUGUUAAAACAGUCAGCCCUACAAAAAUGCCACACAUAGGGUGUUCUAGUCUGAACCAAGGGAGGUAAUUCAUGAAUGGCAUAUUGUGAAAUGAAAAGCUGGUUAUAUUAUGGACCCUCUGUAAAAAAACAAAAACAUAUUUCAAUCAUAAAAUUUUUCAAGACACUGCCUUAACAAAUUUUAAGCUACUUUUUGUAUGAAAUUCUCAUUUCUAAAUCUUAUUUUAAAAGAAUUUUAUCAAUGCAAAACAAACAUGGGGAGGAAAUAUAGCAUUCCGUUUACAAAUAUGUAUAUGCUUACGUUUGUUUGUAAUUUUGAUAAAACUUCAUAUAAUGGUCAAUAUUAGAAUACCUGGAAUGAGUCCGUAUUUCAGGGUGCCAAAGUCACAUUUACUAUUUAUAGAAAAUCUUGUCAGUACUCUAGUGACUUCAUUUUGAAACAGAAUUUGAUCAAACUUCAUACAUUUAUCUUGGGCAAGUAUGAAAAUACCUAGAACGAGUUGGUCUCGGGGCUUAAUAGUCACAGGGUGUUUCAGCGAGUCAUUAGUGGUACAUAAGGUAAUAUGUAUCACUUCAGAUGACUUGUACAUGUUUUGAUCUUCAAACAGAAAUAUCGAAACAAUUCAAGAUACUGCCAUGUGUGUUCAUAACAAAAUUGCAAUAAAUGAUUAAGUCCUGGUUUAUUGGAAACAUUUCUGUCGCAUCAGAAUGAGUCGAAUAGUCCCAGUUAACUAAUAUGUUCCUCUUGUAUCUACACCAGUUCAGGUGUCAAAACGAUGUUACACUUUCACUCAACCUGAUAUUUAUUGAACGUACCCUCCAGUAUUCAGCCCUAAUUUAACUGUUUGAUAAUUACCAGAUAUAUGUGUGGUCAAUGACUUCGUUUUUGAAAGUAACAUUUUUAAUAUGACUCUUCUCCAAACCCUCCCCAACAUAUUUUAUAUAUCGCCAUCAAUCAAGGUUAUUCAUUAAGGCAUGGAAGUUUAUUGUUAUUCUGGAGAUGUCAAUGUCAGACAAGGUCAAAUUGAGGUAAAAGGUUGACGAUGUGUAUUGUCAACCAGAGGAUGUUAUCACCCAUCAGGGUGAUGGCGGCCAUCUUGAUGUUGCCAUUGACAACGGGUACUAAAUGUUGCUGUAUAUAUCUAUAGUGAGUUCAGUAAUAACAUAUGUAGCGACAGUUCCGUAUAUAUCUUGUAAUGACCACAGGGAAUAUCACAUAGACUUUGUUUGCCUUAUUUAACGACAAUGUACAGUUGUCUUCUUUUUUUUACAUCCUCAAUACUCCAAGGGUUAGGAUGACUUUCUCUUAGCACGGAGCGAAAGUGACCAUAUCCCCUGGAGUAUUGAAGAUGAUUUUUAUUAUUGAAAUGAUUAUAUUGCUGGAUAAUUGACAUAGAAGGCUCUUUUAAUUUUCUGAUGUUAUGGUUAAUUUGGAAAAGGACUUAAUUUUUGUUUUUUACUAUGCUGGGUUUAUCACCCUGUGAACAACCUGCAGGGUCAUUUGGAACAGGGACAGAAAAAUCACAAAUUUGUUGUCAUAUUUCAUUGUUUCAGCUUGGACCAUAAAUACUUAAAAUGUCAUUAUGUUCACAAAGACAAAUAAUAUCAUAAGGUUGUGAUUAUGAGGCCAUUUGUGGCCUGAAAAAAAACAUGUGCAAUCUUGGAUGUAAAAAUUAUAAACAGCCAACCAAAAGGUUGCUUGUGCAAUAGUGUUGAUAUUCUGUAGGGCAUGGGUUAUAUGCUUAAAUGUAGCUGAACAUGUCAGUUGGUACACGAAACCUUUGUGUAUAUUUGCUUUUUACUGCUCAUUCAUCUGAUGAAAGUGAAUGAGAAUUAAUCGCUCAAAUGUCAUAUAUAUGUGAAACUAUGUAGAAAAAUGUUAUAUCUGAACUAUAGAACUGUGGCUUAUGGGGAAAAAGGGGCAAAAUUAUAUCCAGAAAUUUGCUGAAACAUAAUUGAAUGCAUAGCCCGAGAAACUAUGGUGGCAUUAUAUUAUAGAUAUCUACCGGCAAACAAUUUGAUUUGAUACCAUUAUAUCUCGCCCCUCUUACCGACCUCCAACUUUGUUGUAGGGCAUAAAAAAAACUUUAUAUUGCAAAAAAAUUCACGAAAUUGUUUGAUGAAUUUCUAUGUAUAAUCAUAGCAUUUCACAGGAUGUUAAUUAUUUGCUUCUGAGACAUGUGCCAUGCAUUUUAACAACAUGAUGAUGUUGAUGAUGUUGAGCGUUUCAUGUUAUAGAUAUACAGUAUUAAAAUGCAUUCCACUUAGUGUUGUUCAGAAAAUCGUGAUCUAUUCCUGUCAAAUGUAGAUCUAAGAACAUGUUAGCAUCAUUUUUCAAUAGUAUGUAGAAAACCUUUGUGCUUAGUGUUUGUGGGAAUGAAAAAAAAAUGCUUCUGAGAAGCAUGUGCCAUGUUUAUGGAGAAAAAAUGAAUCAAAUGAAAUUUCAAAAUGAUUGUCAUACUCAUAAACCUUCACUUAUUGUAAAAAUACUGGGUUGCUUUUCAUUUGUAAAGUUGUAUUCCUUCAUGACGUAUCCAUCAUCCAUUGUGAAUUUGUGAGUAUGGAAACAGAGUAGCUAUAUACCAUUAACACCAUAUGGCUCAUCCGCUUUGGUGGAGGUAUUGUGACUUUUACUGUGUAUGUUCAUCAAAUGUUUAACUUAUCUUAACAAGAUCAUUAUCAUUCAAGAAAGCACAUAACGACUUUAAGAAUUUCUUUUUUAAAUCUGUAACCUUUGAGAAUUUUGUCUCAAUUACACUUUUUAUUUUCAAAGAAAUUAGCUGUAUAUCCCCCACCUGCGUUGUACAUUUGGCACAGUCUAAGGGAGGUAAUUCUAGGUAAUAUUUUCGUUCUUAAUGAAAGCAAAGGAUUCUUAAUUUUCCAACAAGGUUAAAAAAAAUAUUGUAUUGAUAGAUACAUAUAAAUAUGUUCAUAGGGUAUGAUUUUAAAAGAAUCCAAUAUUUCAAUAAAUGUUCAGAGUCAAUUUCAGAUACCCUGGUUCACUUGAGUGCCAAAUACUAACUUUAUACAAUUUUGAGAUUUUGAAAAACUUGAUAACACAUUAACGAGUCUCGUUGCUAUUUUUUUUUUGCGAGAACUUUAACAUCAUAUGCAAUUUGUAGUCAUGUAUUAUGAAAUCCAUUGUGAAUUGUGAGUAUGGAAACAGAGUAUAAUAAAAUUAUUUUAUUUUGUUUUGUUUUGGCAUGUAUUGUCAAUUAAAGUUUUCUGUUGUUGCA
Pecten maximus is the source of this 9520-nucleotide messenger RNA. Its product is annotated as TBC1 domain family member 25-like. The transcript is spliced from 4 exons. Gene Ontology annotation, biological process: regulation of autophagosome maturation; activation of GTPase activity. The record is from RefSeq and is a predicted model, not a curated record. Gene Ontology annotation, molecular function: GTPase activator activity. Gene Ontology annotation, cellular component: autophagosome. Lineage: Eukaryota; Metazoa; Mollusca; Bivalvia; Pectinida; Pectinidae. Bases 625 to 3276 code for a protein of 883 amino acids.